Molecule: messenger RNA, 3351 nt
Organism: Lepidothrix coronata (blue-crowned manakin)
Lineage: Eukaryota; Metazoa; Chordata; Aves; Passeriformes; Pipridae
Gene: DERA
Product: deoxyribose-phosphate aldolase
Exons: 9
Coding region: 58-1014 (318 amino acids)
Biological process (GO): carbohydrate catabolic process; deoxyribonucleotide catabolic process
Cellular component (GO): cytoplasm
Molecular function (GO): deoxyribose-phosphate aldolase activity
Source: RefSeq, a predicted model, not a curated record
UGCCCGCGGGGCGGGGCCGAGCUCUGCCCGCCCCGCCCGGGUCGGCGGCGGAGAACCAUGGCGGGGCGAAACCCGGGCACCGAGCUGGAACUUGGCUGGAUCUCAAAAGUGUAUGUGAAUCGACCUGCAGUUGUGAGGCAUGCAGAAGAAAUUAAAAAAUGGAAAACUUUGAAAGGUAAUUGGCAAGCUGCUUGGCUGCUGAAAGCUGUCACCUGCAUAGACCUCACCACUCUUUCAGGCGAUGACACUCCUUCAAAUGUUCAAAGACUGUGUUUUAAAGCAAAGCAUCCUAUCAGAGAGGAUCUGCUCAAAGCCUUGGACAUGCACGAUAAGGGAAUUACUGUUGGAGCAGUUUGUGUAUAUCCUGCAAGAGUCACCGAUGCUGUUAAGGCCCUAAAGGCUGCUGGUUGUAACAUACCAGUAGCUUCAGUGGCUGCUGGGUUUCCAUCUGGACAAACUCCUCUAGAAACCAAACUGGCUGAAAUAAAGCUGGCUGUGGAAUAUGGUGCCAGAGAGAUUGACAUUGUCAUUAGCAGGAGUCUGGUGCUGACUGGCCAGUGGGAAGGUCUCUACGAGGAGAUACGUCAGUGCCGUAAGGCCUGUGGAGAAGCUCACAUGAAAACAAUCCUGGCAACAGGUGAAUUGGGGUCCCUUGCUAAUGUCUACAAAGCCAGUAUGAUUGCUAUGAUGGCAGGUUCUGAUUUUAUAAAGACGUCUACAGGAAAGGAGGUGGAAAACGCAACCCUUCCAGUUGGAGUAGUCAUGAUGCGAGCCAUUAAAGAAUACUACUGGCAAACUGGCAACAAGGUUGGAUUUAAACCUGCCGGGGGCAUUCGGACAGCCAAAGAAGCCAUCACUUGGCUUAUGCUGGUGAAGGAGGAGCUGGGAGUGGAAUGGCUGACACCAGAGCUCUUUCGCCUGGGUGCCAGUAGUUUGCUGGGAGACAUUGAGCAACAGAUUUUCUAUCAUGUGACUGGCUCUUAUCCACUUCAGCAUGAACUGGCAAUGGCUUAGGCACAAAAUCAGCUCAGGAUUACUUUUACAAAAGAGGUCUUUAAGCAAACAGCAUUGAGAAGUCUUCUGACAACCAAGUGCAUAUGAUGGAAUGAAAGGCCUAAUUCUCCCUUCUUCAUAUUUUAUAGUAUUUAAAAAUAUGCUCAAGUCUGGUGGUUGUACUUGAUCCAAAAGCAGGAAAAAAAAUGGUAUUUCUGAAAUAGUUAAAUAGUUAAUACUUACAGAUUUGCAAAGUUAAUCUUCCAAAGUUCCUCAGACCAGGCUGAAAAAGCUUAUUAAUGGCAACACUGAAAUACUAUGAAAGAGAUUUAGGUGGCCUGGUAACACUUUGCAGUCACAGAAUAUGAAGUAUCUAUGGAAUGUUUCAGAUUGCUAAUUAAGAGCUACUGAUCUUGAAAUAGAUUUCCAUUCACCUCAGACAAAAUCUUCUGGCACAAAUGUGUUGCACUAUUAAUUGUUAUGUUGAUUCAGUUUCAAGCAUUAUAACUGGAAAAAAGAAUGAAACUUGGCUAAUACUGUCUUUUAUAAAAUGUCUUCUGUAUCAAAAAAACCCACCUCUUUUUUAUUUUUUGUAUUUUUCCCCUCAAACUUGGGCACAGACAUCCAUAUUUAGACCCUUGAAUAAAAGUGGCUUGAUUUCUAGAGCAGCUGAGUAUCCACAGUUGCUCCUGAAGUUAAUGGGAGCUCUGGGUGAUCAGAACAACUGAAAAUCAAGCAGUCUCUAUAUAGGUGCCUAACUAUGCAUUCAGGGGCCUAUUUUUAGCCAUUUCACUCUUAAAAUUUUAGUCUAACUUGCUUAGAAGCUCCCAUUCCUGUCUCCUGUCAUUUUAAAACACAUUCAUGCAAAUCUUUCCAUUUUAAUGUAGGGGGGUUUGACUGUCAGUUUGCAGGUGUCACUGCUGGCUAAACUUCAGCUUUGCCAGUCUAAAAGCAAUUCUUUAAUUUAAAAGGUGAAUUGAAUUGUGUCCUAUAUGGGGUUUAAUGCUUUAAUGUAAAAAGAAAUGUACUUUUCUCAGAGCACAUUAAGAAUAAUACUGAAAUCAUCAACACCUUUUGAACAUCAGACUGGAGCUGGUGGAUUCAUUAUAUCAGGACUGCAUUCUGCUCACUAACCAGAGUUGUACUAAAAACUUAAUUAUCUUAUCGUCAUGACUAGUCUCACUGACUUAAGUAGGUCUCAUCAUGGAAGUAAGAGUAGGAGGAUUUUGCUGUAAAUCAAGGUACAAGGUACAUUUAUUACAAAGAGAUUUAUUAUAAAGAAAUAACUCGGUUAUUUAUCUGGUUAUGCCACCUGAAUCACUAGUGUGCUACAAACCACCUUGGACAGAUAGGAAAGCUGAUUAGGGAAAAAAAUCAGAGAAACAAUAUAUAGAGAAAACAAAAUCCUAUAUGCAAUGCUCAGUACUAAAAAUGGGCCUUAAUUUCUCAGGAAGUAGUUCAUCCGAGGCUCUCUGUCUUUUUCUGCUUUAGGUCUCUUCACAGAAAAUGAGGCUGAGCUGUAACACUACUUUCAUGUUUAUUUUCCUGAAAAGUGGCCCUUUUUGCCAUGGGUUUUCCUUCUGAGUGCACUGUCAGUCUCUUCAAGGAAAAAUCCAGUGCCUGUUUGCAUACUGAGAGGAAGAUUCUGCUGCUCAGCUUUAAGAAAUGCAGAGCCUGUUAUUUGAGGUCAGGUCCCACCGGGUGCUUGCCAGGCUGACCCUCUGCCGUGCCCUCCCAGCAGCCACACACUGGAUUUUGCUGCUGUUUAGCUGUAUAAAUGUUGGUGUGUGUUUCCAUAGUCUCAUAUUAGAAAGUCAUACUACUUACAAAGUAUCCUGUUUUGUUGUUGGUUGACUUUUGGACAUUUAGGGUGAAGACAGAAGAUGCAAACUGUUUUCGGAGAUGCUUUAGUUUCCAGGUGAAGGACUCUGUGUAGUUCCUUAAGAUUAACAGAGGUCCAGCUUUGCCACCUCACUGGGUAAGGUGAGUCUCACCUCUGGGAACAACCUUAUUGUCUCCACAGAAACUGUGUCGAUUAGUGAAAUUGCCCAGGAGGAAUUCUGUGGAAUCAGCCCCCCUUUGUUCUGAUGUGCACAUGGGCUGUUGCUGGUUACUUCACUUCAAAGGUUUGGCUUCCUGAGAAGUCAAAGAGAGCUGCUUCCCUUUUCCAUGAACAUUAUAAACACACUGAUGUUAAAUACUGUGCAACUCCAGGCCAACCAGUGUUUUGGGAGAAGCUGGCUUGGAAAGUAAUUUUAUACAUUUUUUUUCUGUUCAAACCUGUAAUACUUUUUUGGAAAAAAAAGAAAAAAAGUAACAGACUCUGUAAACACAUCCAAAUAAAGAUGAUUCUGGUUU